CAUACGCAAUCCUUACCAUUUUUGACAUUCAACGCUUCGUCUUCGGUCUUUCCCAUUCUCCAUUGCCCCGCCGGAAGGCGCCAAUCGAUCCGAAACUACGAAAAUGGCAAUGCAAACCGGAGUUAGCACCUCCAAAGUUCUGAUCCUCGUCGGAGCAGGUCUGACUAGUUCUGUUAUCUUGAGAAGUGGAAAGCUUUCUGAUGUAAUAUCAGAGCUUCAGGAGUUGAUGAAAGGUGUUAAUGAAGUUGAAAUCACACCUGGAAAGUAUGAUAGUGCAGCUCUUGCAGCUCAGAUUCGACAAUUGGCACAAGAGAUUCGCGAGUUGUCCCUCUCACGUCCUGUUACAAUCUUUAAUGGAAAUUCUACUUCUAGUGGGGGUUACUCAUCUUAUUUGAUGCCAGCUGCAGCCCUUGGAGCAAUGGGGUAUUGUUAUAUGUGGUGGAAAGGUUUGUCUUUGUCUGAUGUUAUGUUUGUAACCAAGAACAAUAUGGCAAAUGCUGUGUCCACAGUUUCAAAACAGUUAGAGAAUGUAUCUGAUGCAUUAGCUUCUACAAAGAGACAUUUAUCAAAGAGACUUGAAAACUUGGACUGGAAAUUAGAUGAACAGAAGGAAAUAAGUACACUUAUUUCAAAUGAUGUAAAUGAUGUAAGGUCGAAUCUUAAUCAAAUAGGUUAUGACAUUGAUAUGAUCCAUCAAAUGGUGGCUGGACUUGAAGGAAAAAUAGACCUUAUUGAAGGAAAGCAGGAUGUGACAAAUUCAGGGUUAUACUAUUUAUGUCAAGUGGCUGGAGGAAUCAAAGAUGGGAUAAAUGCUAAGCUUUUUCAGGAUAUUGAAGCUAAGCUUGGAGAACAAUCAAAAAUCACAUUUGAGGACACUUCUUUAAAGGGACUUCAGUUUCUUACAGAAUCAAAUGAUUUGGAUCCAAAAAAGAAUGCAAUUUUGAAUAAAACAAACACAAAAAAGGUGAAGAAAGAUAAUGAAAAUAAUUCAAAGUCAAGAUUUCACAGGACAUAUCCAGUGGGGUUGUCAUUUGCGAAAGAUAUGAUUGGCUAAAGGGUUGUGAAAUUAUUUCAUUUUUUUUGUUGUGAUUUAUAAAUUUUGACAAAAAAUAUUGGUUAAUUGUAAUAUGAAAUGUGAAUAAUAGCAAACAUGGUGGUAUGAUCCGCUGCCUAUGAAGUUUGAAAUGUGAAAUUGGAAAUAUAGAUUGUAAAAAUCCAAGUGGUUUUAUGUGA
Messenger RNA from Lactuca sativa (garden lettuce), 1233 nucleotides. RefSeq names its product golgin family A protein (DUF1664). The record is from RefSeq and is a predicted model, not a curated record. NCBI's taxonomy places the organism in Eukaryota, Viridiplantae, Streptophyta, Magnoliopsida, Asterales, Asteraceae.